Molecule: messenger RNA, 2838 nt
Organism: Cricetulus griseus (Chinese hamster)
Lineage: Eukaryota; Metazoa; Chordata; Mammalia; Rodentia; Cricetidae
Source: RefSeq, a predicted model, not a curated record
GUACGGCUCGAGGUGUUCCGGGCAGAGGAGCUGAUGGCUUGUGCUGGGCUGACCUCGCCCAGAAUUGUCCCUCUCUAUGGAGCCGUGCGGGAAGGACCUUGGGUCAACAUCUUCAUGGAGCUGCUAGAAGGUGGCUCACUAGGCCAGCUCAUAAAGCAGAAGGGCUGUCUGCCAGAAGACCGAGCCCUAUACUACUUGGGCCAGGCUCUGGAGGGACUGGAAUACCUCCAUAUACGAAGGAUUCUGCAUGGUGAUGUCAAAGCUGACAACGUGCUCCUGUCCAGUGAUGGAAGCCGAGCUGCCCUCUGCGACUUUGGCCAUGCCUUGUGCCUACAACCUGACGGCCUAGGAAAAUCCUUGCUCACGGGGGACUGCAUUCCUGGGACAGAAACCCACAUGGCCCCUGAAGUCGUGAUGGGGAAGCCCUGUGACACCAAGGUGGACAUCUGGAGCAGCUGCUGCAUGAUGCUCCACAUGCUCAACGGCUGCCACCCCUGGACUCAGUACUUCCGAGGCCCGCUCUGUCUCAAGAUUGCCAGUGAACCUCCACCUGUGAGGGAGAUUCCACCUUCCUGCGCACCCCUCACAGUCCAAGCCAUCCAGGAGGGGCUGAGGAAAGAGCCGGGCCACCGAGCUUCUGCCAUGGAGCUUCGGGGAAAGGUGGGCCAGGCAUUACAGCAAGUGGGAGGUCUGAAAAGCCCUUGGAAAGGAGAAUAUAAAGAACCAAGACCUCCACCUCCAGACCAAGCCACCUGCCACCAGACCCCUCCGAGGGAGAACCCACCAGCCAAGGCCAGCACAGACGGGGCCUCUGAGCCUCGGCCUCCUCUACCGCCAGAACCACCAGAACAGAGCAGAGCUCCAGCUCCAAACCUGAGCAAGGAGGAGUCUGGCACAUGGGAACCCUUGCCUUUGUCCUCCCUGGAGCCAGCCCCUGCCAAGGGCCCCAGCUUCCCAGACCGGAGGGCAACCUUCCCAGAGCUGGAGCUGCAACAGCUAGAGAUAGAACUGUUUCUCAACAGUCUGUCGCAGCCGUUUUCUCUGGAGGAACAGGAACAGAUUCUCUCAUGCCUCAGCAUCGACAGCCUCUCAGUGUCAGAGGACAGUGAAAAGAACCCAUCAAAGGCCUCUCAGAGCUCACGUGACACCCUGAGUUCCGGCGUGCACUCAUGGAGCAGCCAGACAGAGGCAAGAAGUUCCAGCUGCAACAUGGUGCUGGCCCGGGGACGGCCCACAGAUACUCCAAGCUACUUCAAUGGUGUCAAGGUCCAAAUACAGUCUCUCAAUGGCGAACACCUUCACAUCCGGGAAUUCCACCGGGUCAAGGUGGGAGACAUUGCAACUGGCAUCAGCAGCCAGAUCCCAGCCACAGCCUUCAGCUUGGUGACCAAAGAUGGACAGCCUGUUCACUAUGACAUGGAGGUGCCAGACUCAGGCAUCGACCUGCAAUGCACCCUGGCCCCUGAUGGCAGCUUUGCCUGGAGCUGGAGGGUCAAGCAUGGCCAACUGGAGAACCGGCCCUAGCCCUGUCUUCCACCACCAGCUCCACUCUGCCCACAGCAGGCUUCCUUUGUAUCUCAGUGCUCUGUGCUGGCCUGAGAUGCCGGCUGAGUCUGCUCAGGGAGAUCUGCCAGUCCCUGGUUCAGCAGUAAGACCAGGGUUUGCAGCAGCAAUGGGAGCAGAGAAGGCACCUCCCAGCGUUUGCCUCCUGAGUAAAGAGACAAGGAGGAAACAGGGGUCUCAUCCCCCAGGAAGAGAGCCAGUGAUCUCCAUGAUGCUCCAAACAUGGUGGCCAGACCCAUGCAUGUCAGUCAGCACUUGCCAGCAGUUGGCGUGCAGCCUCCAGCCUGGGUCAAGAAGACCAGGUACCUAGGCAGGUAGAAGAGCUAGGUUCCUGCCCAAUUCAUACAGGGCAAGGCAGCAAGUGUGCCUGCCCAGGGGCUUGUGCAGCCUUUGACCCCUUGUCUGGCCUCCCUGGCCAUUGGCUAGUGUGAGUAGAGCGGGUGAGAAGGAUGCUAGCACCUUGGUAGAAUGCACCAUGCCUUCAGGCACCACGCCUUCAGAUCACUGCAGCCCAGGCCCAGAGUUGAGCUUGUUCAACCAAGGACCGUAGAAGGUAUUGAAGAGAAGUGAUUCUCAGGCCUCAAGUUUGUGGCUGCUGGACACCACUCCUCAGAACAUCAAGCCUCACUGGGGCCUAUCCUGUGGCUAGCUGGCACCCUAGUCCCUCAUCUGUGAAACUGAAGGAUGACAUGAGACCCACCUCACAGAAAUAGUCUGCAAUGACAGAUUCUAAAGAAAGCCACAGAUGCAGGGCUAGCUGCCCGCCAAAACACAGUCAGUAUCCAGCAUGCCAGCAUCGUGGUGGCAAGACACUGCCGGCAGCAUUUUGCACUCUGAUGACCUCAAAGCACUUUUCUGGCUGCCUUCCAGCAGAGCAUUGGCUCUGCAUGGACUCAAGCAGGCCAGGGGAUGGGAAGGGACUAUCUUGACCCAUCAUCCACACAGGUUUGACGGCUUCAAGCCUCCUCCAGAUCCUAGAUGAGCGUAUAUCCACAUUGCCCUAACCAGGCUUUUCCUGGUGGGGCUUGGAGUAGCUGCUUGGGACUAAUGUAGCAUUAAGUUAACUGUGAAUCGUUGUGGGGAGGGGUGCGGAGACCCCUCCCCUUCUGGAGAAGCUCAUCACCCCACGCCCGAUCCCCCAAUCCGUCAGGACGCCUUCUGUCCAGCUAUUUGCAAUGAGCUAGGCUGCUCCAGGCCCCAGCACAUGAACUGCAGCCCCGGUGUUGCGUUUGGGGUGUGCCUGAGCUCUGUAAGCAAUAAAAUUUGGGGCAAUGA